Molecule: messenger RNA, 1305 nt
Organism: Lodderomyces margitis
Lineage: Eukaryota; Fungi; Ascomycota; Pichiomycetes; Serinales; Debaryomycetaceae
Gene: ERG12
Product: mevalonate kinase
Exons: 1
Coding region: 1-1305 (434 amino acids)
Biological process (GO): ergosterol biosynthetic process; isoprenoid biosynthetic process
Cellular component (GO): cytoplasm
Molecular function (GO): ATP binding; mevalonate kinase activity
Source: RefSeq, a predicted model, not a curated record
AUGUCAUUGGAGCCUAUAGACCCAUUCAUAGUUAGUGCUCCAGGAAAAGUGAUUAUAUUUGGUGAACACUCAGCUGUAUAUGGAAAACCCGCGAUUGCAGCUGCAUUAAGCUUACGAUGCUAUUUACUUGUUAUACCGUCUGCUGAUACAAACACUAUACGAUUGCAAUUUCCCGAUAUUGAGCUUGAUCACUCGUGGGACAAGAGCUCAAUCCCGUGGAAAGAUAUUCAAAGCCUUCUAUACUAUGAUGAUAAAGGGCAUCCAGUACCUCCUUCGGAGUUGGUAUCUGGCAUUGUGGAUAAGUUGUCCGAUGCACUUAGUGGUUUCGAAAACAAUAUUCAUCAUAUUGCCUGCUUUUGCUUUCUUUAUUUGUACGUUUGUCUUUGCAAAGAGAGCCAGCCGGGAAUGACAUUCAUAGUUAGGUCCACAUUACCAAUUGGCGCUGGUUUGGGCUCAUCUGCAUCAACUGCAGUUUGUCUUUCUACAGCGUUGUCGAAACUAGGUGGCUGGAUCAGAGAUCCACACAUACAUGAAAAAGACACUACUCCAAAGCAGGACAUACCCGAUCUUGAAUUCAUCGACAGAUGGUCUCUUAUUGGUGAAAAGUGUUUUCACGGGAAUCCCUCGGGAAUUGACAACGCAGUUGCAACACAUGGAGGUGCAGUAAUGUUUCAAAGAUCUUCAGUGCCUGAAAAACCAUCGGUUCGAACUAAUAUAAGAACGUUACCCGCUAUGAAGUUAUUGUUGACCAACACAAAAGUCCCAAGGAGCACUGCUGAAUUGGUAGGAGGGGUUGGGAAAUUGAAUGGCAAAUAUCCCGCUAUAUUAGCACCAAUUUUAGACUCAAUGGGCAGCUUGGUACAAGAAGCGUAUCGAGUGAUGACACACCCUGACUUUGAUUCCAAAGAAACAGCAGUUUUGCGCCAGUUAGUCAACAUAAAUCAUGGGCUUUUAGUAGCAUUAGGAGUGUCUCACCCGUCAUUGGAGAAGGUGAAGAUGAUUGGGGAUGAUUUAAAAAUCGGCUCAACAAAAUUAACUGGAGCUGGCGGUGGAGGUUGCGCAAUAACAUUGGUUAACGACGAUGCUGAUGAGCCGGUAAUUCAUCAAGCAAUGUUGGAGUAUGAGCGUCAAGGUUUCGAAAGUUUUGAAACUUCGUUGGGAGGAAAAGGCGUAGGCAUAUUGUUUCAACUGGAUAUCCCAGAUGAUAAAAAGUUUAACCUGGAGCUGUUUUGCAAUUAUGCCAAUCGAUUAGAAAUUGAAACGGCCCUCGCUGUAGAGAACGUACCUGAAUGGCGAUUUUGGUAA